AUGGAGAUGACAACUUUCAUGCUGGAGGUUCUCGCUCUGCUCUUCGUUGGAGGGGAUAUUUCCACCUGGGCCAUGCUGAGUGACAUUGGGGACUAUGUAGGUACAGACAUUCAAAUAUCCUGGUUACCUAACCUGGAUGAGUUAAUGAAGGGCUAUGCCAGAAAUUUUCGCCCUGGGAUAGGAGGUCCACCAGUGAACGUGUCCAUGGCCAUCGAGGUGGCCAGCAUUGACCACAUCUCCGAGGCCAACAUGGAUUACACCAUGACCGUGUUCCUGCGGCAGAGCUGGCGCGAUGACCGCCUGUCCUACAACCACACCAACAAGACGCUGGGGUUGGACAGUCGAUUCGUGGACAAGCUGUGGGUUCCCGACACCUUCAUCGUUAAUGCCAAAUCUGCCUGGUUCCACGAUGUCACCGUGGAGAACAAGCUGAUCCGCCUUCAGCCCAACGGAGUCAUUCUAUACAGCAGCCGAAUAACUUCAACGGUGGCGUGUGAUAUGGACCUGACCAAGUAUCCCAUGGAUGAACAGGAGUGUAUGCUGGACCUGGAGAGCUAUGGCUACUCCUCAGAGGACAUUGUGUACCACUGGUCAGAGAGUCAGAAACACAUCCACGGCCUGGACAAACUGGAGCUCUCCCAGUUCACCAUCACAGACUAUCGGUUUGUCACUGAGAUGAUGAACUUCAAAUCUGCGGGACGAUUUCCACGGCUCAGCCUCCGCUUUGAGCUGAGGCGUAAUCGAGGCGUCUACAUCAUCCAGUCGUACAUGCCUUCCAUAUUACUGGUCGCCAUGUCCUGGGUGUCCUUUUGGAUCAGCCAAACGGCAGUCCCUGCUCGUGUAUCCUUAGGGAUCACAACCGUGCUCACCAUGACCACGCUGAUGGUUAGCGCCCGCUCCUCCCUGCCUCGGGCAUCGGCCAUCAAGGCGUUAGACGUCUACUUCUGGAUCUGCUACGUGUUUGUGUUCGCGGCACUCAUCGAGUACGCCUUCGCUCACUACAACGCUGACUACCGCCUCAAAGAGAAGGCCAAGGUGAAGGCCAACAAGCUCAGCUCUGAGUCCAUAGUCAAGAACGGCAAACAGGCCAUGGUUCUGUUUUCCCUGUCGGUCACUGGCAUGAACCAAGGCGUGAUGAUUUCCAACCGCCACGGACGGCCCCAACGCUCCAGCAGCGAAAUCCCCGGGGAAGGCGGCAGCGAGGAGUCCGAGCCGAGGAGGAGAAGGUCCAGGCAGCCGGAGGAGAGCACGGAGGAGAAGAAAUGCUGUUCCAAGUGCGUGUGCAAGCCCAUUGAUGCCGACACCAUCGACAUCUACGCCAGGGCCGUGUUCCCUUUCACUUUCGCUGUGGUGAACGUGAUCUACUGGGUGGCGUACACCAUGUGAAGAGGAGGCAGCAGGUCUGUGUGAAUGACUGCCAUCCAGGGCUGUAUAUAAGAAACUGCUGGAGUUGUGCCACUUCAAUGCUGGCAGACUGGUGCAGCUCAAAUAUACUGCAGGCCUCAGUAAAAAAAAUAAAAAUGACAAAAAAUCUUCAGAAGAAGUUUUUGGGCCUAGAAAUAUGGAAAUAUGGUAAUAAUGGAAGUAGUUAUGAGUUUAAAAAGUGUUACUGGACUUAAAUAGAAAUACAGAAAUGUGCUGUAUAAAGGCAAAGGACUGUGUUGCCUGUUGCAGGUUCACAUAAACAGUGAGUACAGUUUAGCCAACAAUCCAGAUCCACACAUGUCAUCUGUUAUAUGAACUCAACACUGGACACUAAAACAACAUAUACUGCUUGAACACCUGCAGAGCUGACCACAAGCGUACAUUUUGCAAACACAAAUAAGCAUAGUUGGCUUAACUAACUCAAAAGCAACAAUCUGGAGUGAACUGCGCCUGUUAUCUCGAGAAGCAAAAGCGCCGCCCAAACUAGAAGGAUAACAAGAUGAGGUGUACUACUAUUCUGCAUGGCUGAUAGCUCACUCACCCUCUUCCCGCACCAUCGCCGCCCCCUCUCUUCCUCUCCCGCCUUUGGCCCUCCACCCAUUUUCUUUUCGAUUCAUUUUUCGUUCAGGACACCGUCUGGGGUGUCUUAUCUCCUA
Anoplopoma fimbria (sablefish) is the source of this 2081-nucleotide messenger RNA. It is a transcript of the gene gabrd, whose product is annotated as gamma-aminobutyric acid type A receptor subunit delta. Bases 1 to 1386 code for a protein of 461 amino acids. NCBI's taxonomy places the organism in Eukaryota, Metazoa, Chordata, Actinopteri, Perciformes, Anoplopomatidae. Gene Ontology annotation, cellular component: synapse; neuron projection; membrane. The transcript is spliced from 9 exons. Gene Ontology annotation, biological process: nervous system process; monoatomic ion transmembrane transport; signal transduction. Gene Ontology annotation, molecular function: GABA-A receptor activity; neurotransmitter receptor activity; extracellular ligand-gated monoatomic ion channel activity. The record is from RefSeq and is a predicted model, not a curated record.